AACAUGACUGACGAAGUGGCGAUUGUGACGAAAGCCAAAGAAAACAUCAUUUUUGCGAUGAGUGCUCUCAGCGAGCAACAAAGACUAUGCUCAAAGUAUGUUGAAGGAGGGAGCUAUCGCAAGCGAAGCAUAACCUUAUACACAAAUGCUCAUUCAAUGGAAAACCGUGUAACAUCGACAAGUGAGUAA
This is a messenger RNA of Cylicostephanus goldi, 189 nucleotides long. Lineage: Eukaryota; Metazoa; Nematoda; Chromadorea; Rhabditida; Strongylidae. The record is from the annotation of a GenBank genome assembly.